Magallana angulata is the source of this 677-nucleotide messenger RNA. RefSeq lists its product as uncharacterized. Gene Ontology annotation, molecular function: protein binding. NCBI's taxonomy places the organism in Eukaryota, Metazoa, Mollusca, Bivalvia, Ostreida, Ostreidae. The record is from RefSeq and is a predicted model, not a curated record. Bases 48 to 677 code for a protein of 209 amino acids. The transcript is spliced from 4 exons.
GUUUUCUCAGGAAAUAUAACAAUAUGACAAGAAUCUGAUAUUUAUUGAUGAGCAUUGCUAUUCUUGUGGUGGGAAGUGGACAUGAAACUCCACAACAGGUGGUGACUAGAUACAACAAUUACAAGGCGAUAUGCAAUGGAAUGGGUUUUGAAAAAGUGAACUGCAAAGAUCCUAAAAUAGAUACUUUUGCUUUCCAAUCUACAAUCACCAAGCAUUUGGUAAACCUGAAGGCGAAAGAGACUGUGAUCUUUGAUAAGGUUUCGUUAAACGAAGGAAACGCGUUCGACAAGACUUCCGGAGUAUUUACAGCACCGUCCGAUGGAAUCUAUUCCUUUACGUUGACAACAUUAACAUCAGCUGGCAAAACUUUUAUUACCGAGAUUGUGCGGAAUGGAGAAAUGAUUACAAGAAACUUUUCUGAUGAGAGGGGUCGGGACGGAUUUGCUAUGUCAACCUCACAUGCUAACAUCAAAAUGAAGAAAGGCGAUAAAGUGGGCAGAGGCCAGUCUGACAGCUUUCACCAUACAUGUGGGGGCGAGACAACUGAGCCCCGAGCUUUUCUGGUUUACGUUGGCGGCCGCGUUGCGGACGGCCGUAAAGACGGAGUAUUCCGUGAUCUUUCCAACCGUGAAGAGGAGAUGUUCCCAGGAGAGAUGGACACCUUCUGUACUCUGUAA